This is a messenger RNA of Mollisia scopiformis, 1758 nucleotides long. RefSeq names its product Metallo-dependent hydrolase. The record is from RefSeq and is a predicted model, not a curated record. Gene Ontology annotation, biological process: inosine biosynthetic process; adenosine catabolic process. The coding region runs from base 1 to 1758 and encodes 585 amino acids. Lineage: Eukaryota; Fungi; Ascomycota; Leotiomycetes; Helotiales; Mollisiaceae. Gene Ontology annotation, molecular function: adenosine deaminase activity. The transcript has 4 exons.
AUGUACCAUCAAUAUGAUCGCUCAGAGCCAAAGCCCGUCGCGUCGGACUGGAGGAAGGUGCUCAACGCCGAUGUCAGCUCGGUGGAAGACUACAACAAAGCUGUAGAGCGUCUUCAAGCAGCCGAGAAGGAGAGAGCGUUCGACUUUCAGAUCACGACUUCGGCAUCUCACAAUGAGAAACGGGCUGCUGCGUUGCUACACAAGAUCCAAGCUUAUGACUGGGAUCACACUUACGGGACACCACAUGACGAUGAAGGCAAUCCUACCGAGAAAAGGACCCAGGGCGAGCAUUUCUUGGGCAAUGUCGACCUCAUCAAUAAGACUGAGCUCAUGAAGGUCGCAAAGCGGAUGCCCAAGGGAGCGCAUCUGCACAUUCAUUGGAAUUCCUGCCUGCCAGCAAGAUUCCUGAUUCGGCAAGCUCGCGAUAUCAAGGCGAUGUAUAUCAGAAGCACUCUUCCUUUGACGACUCCGGAGCACUUUGCGACAACUCGAAUCUCAUUUAUGGUGAUGACGCCUUAUGAGGCAACUCACGUUAAAGGUGCCGAGGAUGACGAGAAGGAGACUCCAUUAGGGAACGUCUUUGAUCCUCAUUAUGUUCCGAACAGAUGGAUGCCCUACAAGCAGUUCCAGGAACUAUUCAACUACCCAGGAGACUUUGGAGAAACCUUGACACGAACGGAGAGGGCUGAACGAUGGCUUGAGCAUAAGAUGCUUAUCUCAGAAGAUGAGGCUCAUGGUUGCAAACAAACUGGUCAUGGAAUCUGGGAAAAGUUCAACUACAGAACUCAAAUGAUGAAGGGUUUAUUCGCUUACGAAUCUGCCUUCAGAAAUUACACUCGAGCAUGCAUAAAGGAUUUCGUCAAAGACAACAUCCAGUACGCCGAGAUCAGACCAAAUUUUAUGGCCACCAAUUCUUUGAAGACUGAUGAUGGUACUGGUUCUAUUGGAAACGAGGGUAUCAUGAAGAUCAUCAACGAAGAGCUGCAAAGCACUAUGGAAGAGCUUCGCAAGAGAGGCGAUUAUUUUGGAGGAAUGAAGGUUAUUUAUUGCACGCCACGAUCCUUUCAAAAGGACCAAGUUGCCGCUGCAUUAGACGAGUGCAUCGACCUGAAGCACAAGUAUAAAGACUUGCUCUGUGGAUUCGAUCUCGUCGGACAUGAGGAGAUGGGAAACGAGCUCCGCCACUUCGUACCCGAAUUUCUCGACUUUCAGAAAAAGUGCAAAGAGCAGAAACUCGACAUCCCAUUCUUGUUCCACUGCGGCGAAACCCUUGAGGUUGGAGACAAGGUAGAUGGAAAUCUCUUCGAUGCUGUACUUCUAAAGGCGAAGCGUAUUGGACACGGAUACGCCAUCGCAAGACAUCCUAUGAUCAUGGAGAUCUUCAAGGAGAAGAACAUCGCCAUCGAAUCAUGUCCAAUCUCCAAUGAGAUUCUUGGCCUCACUCCCAACAUCGCGGGGCACAAUUUGCCCAUUUUGCUGGCCAACAAUGUACCAUGUACAAUCAAUAGCGACAACGCUACAUUCUAUAGAUCAUCGUUAUCACAUGAUUUCUAUCAAGUCAUAAUCGGCUCGGAAUCCAUGAACUUGCUUGGCUGGAAGCAGCUUGCAAAGUGGAGUCUCGAACACAGUUGCAUGAAUCCCGAUGAGAAGGCAGCAGUCACAGCCGAAUGGCAAAGCAAAUGGAAUGCCUUUUGCCAGUGGAUCGUUGAUGAAUAUUCUUGGCUUGAAUUCUGGGAGCCAAGACCUGGAAGACAUUGA